AUGGGGCUGCAAGCUGUGCUAUUGGCAGUGCUGAGGGACAGACACACAGCUCUGCUCUGCCCUCGUCCUCAGGAGCUCUUUGCGGAGUUCGGGACCCUGAAGAAGGCAGCUGUGCACUACGACCGGUCCGGCCGCAGCCUCGGCACGGCAGACGUGCAUUUCGAGAGGAAGGCCGACGCACUGAAGGCCAUGAAGCAGUACAACGGCGUCCCCUUGGACGGACGCCCCAUGAACAUCCAGCUGGUGACAUCACAGAUUGACACGCAGAGGAGACCAGCACAGAGUGUAAACAGAGGUGGCAUGACCAGAACCCGCGGGGUCUCAGGGGGGUUCGGCGGUGGGAGGCGAGGGACUCGUGGCGGGAACAGGGGCAGAGGCAGAGGAGCUGGGAGAACCUCCAAACAGCAGCUCUCCGCAGAAGAACUAGAUGCACAGCUGGAUGCUUACAAUGCCAGGAUGGACACCAGCUAAAGCGGCGGCGGCAUAGGAAGGACUCCGAUCUCGCUCCACGGGGCUGCGGCUGUGGCUACUAAUACCGAGGAUGGGAUUUGUUUUACUUUUAUGUUCUGGGAUAGGUUUUAAACUCCUGUAAAGGUUUUUUUUAAUUCCGAGCAGACCUGUUUUGUACCGAGUUAUUUUUGGGAUAAAUUUUUCUGGUGGCCUGUUGGGCCGAGGUGGCUUUUUCACCUUUGCCGUAAUAAAAUAGAAUCGUGUCUAGAG
This is a messenger RNA of Acanthisitta chloris (rifleman), 720 nucleotides long. It is a transcript of the gene ALYREF, whose product is annotated as Aly/REF export factor. The record is from RefSeq and is a predicted model, not a curated record. Gene Ontology annotation, cellular component: nucleus. Gene Ontology annotation, biological process: mRNA export from nucleus. NCBI's taxonomy places the organism in Eukaryota, Metazoa, Chordata, Aves, Passeriformes, Acanthisittidae. Gene Ontology annotation, molecular function: mRNA binding.